Molecule: messenger RNA, 1637 nt
Organism: Otolemur garnettii (small-eared galago)
Lineage: Eukaryota; Metazoa; Chordata; Mammalia; Primates; Galagidae
Gene: PEF1
Product: penta-EF-hand domain containing 1
Exons: 5
Coding region: 57-893 (278 amino acids)
Biological process (GO): COPII vesicle coat assembly
Molecular function (GO): calcium ion binding
Source: RefSeq, a predicted model, not a curated record
GUGGGUGUGAAAGCGAGAGGCCCCGCCCCUCGCAGACGUGUGACGUUAAAGUCGCCAUGGCCAGCUACCCGUACGGGCAGGGCUGCCCAGGAGCUGCAGGACAAGCCCCAGGAGGCCCUCCGGGUAGUUACUACCCUGGACCUCCCCAUGGUGGAGGGCAGUAUGGCAGUGGGCUACCCCCUGGUGGUGGCUAUGGGGGUCCUGCCCCUGGAGGGCCUUAUGGACCACCAGCUGGUGGAGGGCCCUACGGACACCCCUCUGGAACUCCAGGGGGACCAUAUGGUGGUGCAGCCCCAGGAGGCCCCUAUGGUCGACCACCUCCAAAUGCCUAUGGUGCCCAGCAACCUGGGCCUUAUGGACAGGGUGGUGUUCCCCCCAAUGUGGAUCCUGAGGCCUAUUCCUGGUUCCAGUCAGUGGACUCUGAUCACAGUGGCUACAUCUCCAUCAAAGAGCUGAAGCAGGCUCUGGUCAACUCCAACUGGUCCUCAUUCAAUGACGAGACAUGCCUCAUGAUGAUAAACAUGUUUGACAAGACCAAGUCCGGUCGCAUCGAUGUCUACGGUUUCUCAGCCCUGUGGAAGUUCAUCCAGCAGUGGAAGAACCUCUUCCAGCAGUACGACCGGGACCACUCAGGCUCCAUUAGCCACAUGGAGCUGCAGCAAGCUCUGUCCCAGAUGGGCUAUAACCUGAGCCCUCAGUUCACCCAGCUCCUGGUUUCCCGCUACUGCCCACGCUCUGCCAAUCCUGCCAUGCAGCUCGACCGCUUCAUCCAGGUGUGCACCCAGCUGCAGGUACUGACCGAGGCCUUCCGGGAGAAGGACACAGCUGUACAGGGAAACAUUCGGCUCAGCUUUGAGGACUUCGUCACCAUGACAGCUUCCCGGAUGCUAUGACCCAGCCCAUCUACAGAGAGUGGAACAUACAAGAGACCUUUCUUGCCCCCUUAAAAUGGGAGAAGCAUGUGGACCUCUCUUCUUUUCCUCCCCCUUCUAAAAAAAAAUGAUUUUCCCUUGUUUGAUGCAGCACUGUUCCCAAAAAGGGUUGGGAGCCCUGUAUCAUAGCCACCAAAUAGUCAGGGGCCUGACCUAGGACAGGACUGGAAGUUGAAUAGCACAGUCUUGCGCCAGGAACAGAAAUGUCAGUCCUUAUAAUGGAGUUAUUCUCUGAUUAGCUGGGCUCCUGCCUCUAGUUUUCCCUCCUCUGCCCUGAUGCCAGUGGUAAUUGUUCAUUGGCUUGUCAGCAUUGGCACCUGUGUUCCCUCACUCAGGCUGACCCAGAUGAGCUUUUUUUCUCCAAAGUGGAAUUUGACCAAGCAUGUAAGAUUUGCCCAUGGGACCAGUGGCUUGGCCUCUGCCACACUCACACCCACAAGUCCUCUGUGUUAACUUCUGGCUGCCUAGGGUCUAUCCCUGUGCAGGAGCUCAGACAAGUCUGCUCCCUGGGCAUCUGUGCCCAACCUACUGCCUUUUGCAGCUUGGACCCCUCACUUACCUGCCAUACUCUGCUUGGCUUCAGUCCCCAGGGGGCAGUUGUCAUAUCUCCCUGCCAAUGCUUUUUUUUUUUUUUGUGGUUUUUUUCAUUUGUGGCCAAAAGUCUAGUGAAAUUGUUAAACUUCAAUAAAAGGAUGACACUCUGGA